Messenger RNA from Halichondria panicea, 3694 nucleotides. Its product is annotated as latrophilin-like protein LAT-2. Gene Ontology annotation, molecular function: G protein-coupled receptor activity. The transcript is spliced from 26 exons. Bases 79 to 3477 code for a protein of 1132 amino acids. Lineage: Eukaryota; Metazoa; Porifera; Demospongiae; Suberitida; Halichondriidae. The record is from RefSeq and is a predicted model, not a curated record. Gene Ontology annotation, cellular component: plasma membrane. Gene Ontology annotation, biological process: adenylate cyclase-activating G protein-coupled receptor signaling pathway; cell surface receptor signaling pathway.
UUGGUCACUGUAACUAUUACCACAUUCAGAGGCACUGCUGUGUAUACAUGUAACAAUGGCUACAAUCUGACUGGUGAUAUGACCAGGACUUGUCAGGCUAAUGGAACUUGGACUGGGACUGUUCAAAUAUGUGAUCCUGUCAACUGUGGUGACCUCACUGACCCCACCAAUGGAGCAGUGAACACAUCCUCCGGAACCACUUUUAAUAUGAACGCUACCUACACCUGUAACACUGGCUACAAUCUGAAUGGAAUUACGCCCAGAACUUGUCAGGCUACUAAUGAAACUUGGAGUGGCAGUGAACCAACUUGUGAAAUUGUCACCUGUUCAAUCCUCCCUGCUCCCACCAAUGGAAUGGUUGAUGAACCUAGAAAUACCUUUGGAAGCAAUGCCACCUACACCUGUGACACUGGCUACACUCUCAAUGGAGACACUACCAGGACUUGUGGGAACGAUGGAUCUUGGAGUGGCAGUGAACCAACUUGUAAUUUUGUUGACUGUGGCCCCCUCACUGGCCCCUCCAAUGGCUUGGUCACUGUAACUAUUACCACAUUCAGAGGCACUGCUGUGUAUACAUGUAACAAUGGCUACAAUCUGACUGGUGAUAUGACCAGGACUUGUCAGGCUAAUGGAACUUGGACUGGGACUGUUCAAAUAUGUGAUCCUGUCAACUGUGGUGACCUCACUGACCCCACCAAUGGAGCAGUGAACACAUCCUCCGGAACCACUUUUAAUAUGAACGCUACCUACACCUGUAACACUGGCUACAAUCUGAUUGGAAUUACGCCCAGGACUUGUCAGGCUACUAAUGAAACUUGGAGUGGCAGUGAACCAACUUGUGAAAUUGUUGACUGUGGAGCCCCUCCCACUAUUUUUGACGGCAGUAGGACACUAGCUGGUACAACAUUUGGAGAGAUGGCCACCUACACAUGCACCACUAGUGGGUUCAGUAUCUUUGGAUCAGCCACCAUAACUUGUCAGGCUAAUGGGAGCUGGGAACCUGAGCCAGCCUGUACUAUGGGUCCCAUUGAUUGUGGCCCACCUCCCUCUGUUUCUAAUGGCUCUCCUGGAGCACCCUCACCUGACACAAUGCUCGAUGGAAUGGUGACCUACACCUGUGACACUGGGUAUGAGGUCUCCACUGGAGUCACCACAGCAACGGCUACCUGUAUGGCCAAUAGGGUGUGGGAGACUGUACCAACUUGUCAACGCGUAGUUUGCGAAGCUGAACAGGAUUCUGUAUGGGGGCUUGUGUUCCCUACCACUUUGGCUGGCUUUUCUUAUUCCCAGCAAUGCCCACAAAAUGGAAAUGGAACAACUUUAGGAACUGCAACUCGUUUCUGUACACUGGGUGGUGUAUGGGAAGCAGUUAAUACAGAUAACUGCACUAGGGAAGUAAUCAUCUCACUUAAUAACACGGCAAAUGAACUAUUUUCUAGAAAUGCAUCUCAGAACAAUGCAUCUCAGAACGAAGUUGACAACCUUCUUGUUUCUCUUGCGGAGGCUACUAGUGUAAAUGCAACAGGAGGCUCAACCAUAUUCCCCCAAGACCUCAGCACUACUAAUUUGAUCGUCAAGUCAAGUGUGAAUUACCUCAUUCAAAAUGUAGAAACUGCUAGUCCCAUGUCUUCUCUCAAUUUCAGUGAAGAAGUUAUGAACGUUCUCAACAAUGUUUUGGAUGAGAGGAAUACCGGAGGAUGGGAAAGAUUGCAAGAGGAUUCUUCUGCUGAGAGUCAGCAAUUGUUGUUGAGUGCUGAGUUAUAUGGUCAGUAUGUGUCCUCGGCACUAAGGAGUGAAGGUGUGGAUACAGGCAACGUGACGGAGAUCACCCUUAUGAGACAGAACAUCGUGCUAGCUGCAAUGGAAGUUGACACCACUAGUUUGGAUAACAUUAUCUUUCCUGAAGUUGUUAAAGUCAGUGAAGAAACAGGCUCAGCUCAAACUGUGAUACCAGCUACUCUUCUUGCGGAGAGAGGCGCUCUAGAGGGGGGUGUUACAGCAGUCAACAUUCUGUUCUCCAACUUGGAGGAUUUUCUUCCAAAAACUAACCUCGGAAUGAACACAACCAGACCAGUUUCACAGGUUAUUUCUAGUCAAGUCUUCUCUAAUGUGAAGUUAAAUAACUUCCAGACAAAGGCAACCUUCAGAUUCACCACCCAAAAGUUUUCUGAAGAUGAAGUAGCCGAAAAUGCCAAAUGUGUAUUUUGGAGUGUUUCUAGUGAUGCGGCGAACAGCAUGUGGUCCACGGAAGGUGUGACUACAGUAAGUGUGGAUGAAGACUCGCAAAUGAGAGUAUAUAAUAUUGUCUGUGAGAGCAGUCAUUUCACCGCAUUUGCUGUUCUAAUGGAUGUUACUGGAGCACUGAAUGAUACAACUGCAGAGAUCAGGUUUGCUCUAUCGGUGGUAACUUAUGUUGGUUGUUCCAUCUCCAUCUUCUUUCUUCUGUUGUCUAUUGUCUAUUUCUUGACAUUGAGAAGAGAACUGCUGACCAAGGUUCAUAACUUCAUUCAUUUUAACCUGUCAAUUUCGUUGCUCCUUGGUUACGUGGUGUUCUUGUCAGGAGUAGAGACUGCUGUGGCCAACAAGGGAGCGUGUGUGUUUGUGGCUGUUCUCCUUCACUACCUGUUCACUACUGUGUUCUUUUGGAUGCUGUGUGAGGGAAUUAUGCUCUAUCUGAUGUUGGUGCUUGUCUUCAGCCAAAUAUCCAAAAAAUGGUGGAUAUUCUUUAUUAUUGGAUGGGUUGUUCCAGUGAUACCGGUGGCUAUAUCUGCUGCACUAAUUCAUGACCAGUAUGGCACAGAAGAGUAUUGUUGGAUUGCUGUUGGUGCCGGUGAUAAAGGAGCGAUAUGGGCAUUUGUUGUACCAAUGCUACUAGUUGUUCUGGUGAAUAUAUUCUUCCUCCUGGCUGCUUUGCGCAGUGUCUAUAGACGAGAAAGUCAACCAUGCAACGAAGUGGAAAAAAGCAGACAACUCUUCAAGGCCACCUUAAUUCUCCUUCCAUUGCUCGGGCUGACUUGGGUGUUUGGACUACUCUCAGUCAACAGGAGCACUAUUGUGUUUGCAUGGUUGUUCUCUAUCUUUAACUCACUGCAAGGCCUAUUCGUAUUCAUUUUCCAUGUGCUCAGGAGUGAAAAGGUCACAAACUUCAUAAAGCAGUGCAGAAACAGAAUCGAUAGUAUUGCAUCAACUUCUUCGUCAGGAAAAAACAAUCUCAGACUGAGCAAGAAUUCGACGAGUGGUGUUCAGCUCAAGCCAAUUGCAAGUAACUCUAGAUUCAGCAAACACAAUCAUAGUACCGUGCAAGACGAAGCCAUUAAAGUCGAUGAUACUGUAUCUGAGUCCGGCUUAGAGAUGUCAUACAUUGCUGAAUUGCUUGAAAAUGAUCAAAACUGGCACACAAAUGUGAUCUUUAAUGAUCAUUGGAUGAACGAUGCUUCAUACUCACAGGAAAACCUUGAAGCACGGCUAAUUGCAUAGAUUAUACUCACUGUUUUUUCACUUGCAGUGUCGCUAUAAUUAUAUAUACUAUAUACUAGCGGAAUGAAUUAUUCAAGUCCAUAUAAUUAUAUACUAGCUGUUUGUAUAAUUAAGACUUGUAGAUUUAGUCACCUUUUUAUUUUUGGUUCGUUUAAAACACGAUGCCAGGAAUUCAAGUGCACUUUAUAAUGAAAGAAAUCUCUAUGAAAAAAUUAUU